UGCUUACGCUUAGGCUUAGGAGCCACACAGGCAGGAUAAGGAACGUCUGUGACUGCGGGAGCUACAGGCAGUAUGCACAAGGUGUCUGAAAGUCUCAGAGUGAGAGCAACAUAAUCUGCUGCAGCAUCUGUGACCUUGCUGCCUACAUUGUCUGCCUUUAUUUAUGUAACUAAACUUCAAGAAGACAACCUCUCCCUUCAAUCCAUUCUCUGGUUUGGGUUUCAGAGCAGAAUCGCAUGCAUGACACUCCGAAAAGGAGAGAAAAUGACCAUAAGCAUCCAAGAGCAUAUGGCCAUUGAUGUUUGCCCAGGUCCCAUCAAGCCCAUCAAACAAAUCUCAGAUUAUUUCCCUCGGUUUCCCCGCGGUAUCCCAGCGGCUGUAACUCGUGCUAACUCCCUCAAAUCUAAUGUGAGCCAGCCCUCUGUCAGCCCUUGUGAAACUUCCAAGGAGGAAGAGGAGGAUGUGGACAAAUUAUUUGGAGCCUAUGGAGCUGCUUCCACUGCACCUGCUAAACAUGAAGAGGAAGGGGACCUGGAUGGAUAUGAUUCUGACGACUGCACUACACUUGGGACACUGGAUUUUAGCUUGCUGUAUGAUCAAGAAAACAAUGCCCUGCACUGCACUAUCAAUAAAGCCAAGGGUCUGAAGCCAAUGGAUCACAAUGGGCUGUCUGAUCCGUAUGUGAAAUUGCAUUUACUUCCUGGUGCUAGUAAGGCAAACAAAUUACGAACAAAAACCUUGCGGAACACUCUGAACCCUACAUGGAAUGAAACUUUAACAUACUAUGGCAUAACAGAUGAAGACAUGAUUAGGAAAACAUUAAGAAUUUCCGUAUGCGACGAGGAUAAAUUCCGUCACAAUGAAUUCAUCGGGGAGACAAGAAUUCCUCUAAAAAAGCUGAAGCCAAAUCAGACCAAAAACUUUAGCAUCUGUCUAGAAAAGCAAUUGCCUAUAGAUAAAACAGAAGAUAAAUCUUUGGAGGAGCGCGGGCGAAUCCUUAUUUCAUUAAAGUACAGCUCCCAAAAGUCAGGAUUGCUGGUAGGCAUCAUAAGAUGCGCUCAUCUGGCUGCAAUGGAUGCAAAUGGGUACUCCGAUCCCUAUGUAAAAACAUACUUAAAACCGGAUGAAGACAAGAAAUCAAAACACAAGACGGCUGUUAAAAAGAAAACAUUAAACCCAGAGUUCAAUGAGGAGUUCUGCUAUGAAAUAAAGCAUAGUGACCUUGCAAAAAAGACCUUAGAAGUCACUGUUUGGGACUAUGAUAUUGGGAAAUCAAAUGAUUUUAUAGGUGGUGUAGUUUUGGGAAUCAAUGCAAAAGGAGAGCGACUUAAACACUGGUUUGACUGCCUGAAAAACAAAGACAAGAAAAUUGAGCGCUGGCACACUUUAACGAAUGAGCUGCCAGGAUCUGUCCUCAGUGAUUGACGGGAGUUACCUGCUCUGUGUUGUGAUAGCACAGCUGUAAAGACACAUGCUAUGCCUUUGGCCUCGCCACAGUUUACAGUUUAUCUGAGAGAAGGAAAGAUGUCCAUUUAGCUGAUGUUGUUCCAAGUGGGGCACUAUUUCAGAGAGCCUUCAUCUUACUGGAUUUGAAUUUGUGUUUCUUUCAUAUAAAUGAAUGUUCUACCACUCAUGUACUGUAUGCAGGUGUUUUUCAGCAAGUUGACAAAAUCUAUUUUUGUUGCACAGCCAACUCUCUAUUGCACAGUGCAGGCGCAGCCUACUGAAUGGGAUAACUUGUAGGAUGAUUAUAUAGAACAUGCAACAUUUGCUGCAGAACACGUAGUUACCAAUCAGGAGAUAGUUGGAGCUAAUUUACAAACACUGGGUAAAUUUGCACCUAGACAGUAAGCCAUAGCAACCAAUCAAUGAUUAGCAGGAUGCACAUUAAAAGCAAUUUAGAAAUCACUCCCCCUUGUUUACUGGUCACUUUUUUGGAAGCUCAUCUCUGAAUGGUUACCAGGACUGGGGCAAAUGUUAUUAAACAGUUAACAAUCUGCUGACAGCUGUUACAGAUAACCAAGCAAGUCUUUAUUUUGCUUAACUAUUUAGGUUUAUGCCCAACAGAGAGAUUGUAUUGAAGAUUUCAUAUAAAUUUAAACCAUGUGGCAUUUAAAGAAACCCAAUGACAAGGUUAAGUUAAAACCAUUAAAAGAGAUACCCCAUGCAAAAUGUAAUUAGCAAUGAAAACUCAUUUUUUCCAUGAACACACUCAAAUACUCACAUACACAUUUUGGUGUGCAAAGUACAUUAUGUUUUCCAAGGUUAUUUCCUCUGUGAGAGGUAGCUCAGCUAUAAUUCCAAUGCACCCAAAGCCUCAUACAAGUACAAAGCGCUAGUUUGAUCACAUUUAGAAAACUAAUUCCCCCCCUCAAUUUGCUUUGAUUACCUAAGGGAACCUUCGGAAAUUACCAUCAGGUCCAGGCUGUCGGGAAUUCCUCCAGGUGAUUCAGAUGUUAAAGGAACAGUUAAGUGUAUAAAUGAAAUUGGGUAAAAUGGAUAGACUGCGCAAACUAAAAAAUAUUAGU
Messenger RNA from Xenopus tropicalis (tropical clawed frog), 2528 nucleotides. It is a transcript of the gene doc2b, whose product is annotated as double C2-like domains, beta. The transcript is spliced from 9 exons. NCBI's taxonomy places the organism in Eukaryota, Metazoa, Chordata, Amphibia, Anura, Pipidae. Gene Ontology annotation, biological process: chemical synaptic transmission. The record is from RefSeq and is a predicted model, not a curated record. Bases 241 to 1425 code for a protein of 394 amino acids. Gene Ontology annotation, cellular component: membrane; presynapse.